Molecule: messenger RNA, 408 nt
Organism: Aspergillus bombycis
Lineage: Eukaryota; Fungi; Ascomycota; Eurotiomycetes; Eurotiales; Aspergillaceae
Product: YciI family protein
Exons: 1
Coding region: 1-408 (135 amino acids)
Source: RefSeq, a predicted model, not a curated record
AUGACCCGCCUUCUGAACCCGGUGUUAACAGCAUUGCUCCUCUUUAGUCAUUCUCUCCCGGUCUACCACAGUAUCGCCAUUAUGACUCAAUAUCAAUACGAGUUUUUAGUGAGCAUUCCCGACCGUCCCGGGGUACUCCCAGUUCGCAUGUCCCUUCGUCCUAGGCACCUGGCGAAGUUGGGUCCUCGUGUCGAAGCUGGACAAGUGGUGUUUGGUGGCGCUAUGCUCUCUCGUGAACCGGCCAAAGGCGAGGGCCCAAAUGUAACUGGAAGUGUGAUGCUCGUCAAGGCCAACAGCGAAGAUGAAGUUCGCCAGAUCAUUCUGGAUGAUGCAUAUGCAGCGGAUGUCUGGGAUUUGGGCAAGGUCACAAUAACGCCAUUCAAGUGUGCUGUACGUACGGCAAUUUGA